Molecule: messenger RNA, 2148 nt
Organism: Lodderomyces margitis
Lineage: Eukaryota; Fungi; Ascomycota; Pichiomycetes; Serinales; Debaryomycetaceae
Exons: 3
Coding region: 1-2148 (715 amino acids)
Biological process (GO): RNA catabolic process; mismatch repair; nucleotide-excision repair
Cellular component (GO): nucleotide-excision repair factor 2 complex; XPC complex; nucleus
Molecular function (GO): damaged DNA binding; single-stranded DNA binding
Source: RefSeq, a predicted model, not a curated record
AUGCCCGUCAUAACAUGCUCAGACAAGGUACUGAAAGUGGAAGCAUCAUUGCUACCUAUGCAUCUUCAAUACAGUGGGCCUGCAAACACUUCUGAUUACUUUACUCUAUCAAAGACAACUGAAACCCAAAACGAUGGAUCUGAGAUUAAAACAGCAUAUUUUAGAGGGUGCAGAUUAGUCGCCAAAGAGGUUAAUUUGAAAGAUAGCAAUGUUGAAGGAUACAUAAUAAACAAAAAUGAGGUGUUGCAGAGGAAAUUGAAUGAAGAAGAUGGCACUGAAGAGGUCAAAACUGUCAAAAACUAUUCUGCAGCGGCAUCGUUUGACAAGUUGACUUUAAAAGCAAUGAACGAUCUUUUCAUUGCAAGCGACGAAGACAGUGAUGACAAUGCCCCCCCUCUUAAAAAAGUAAAGGGUAUAGGGUAUAAUGACAGCUCUGACCUUGAUUCAGACUCUGAUUUUGAAGAUAUACCCUUGCAGCCAAUCAACCCGCAAUUGCCAAGCCAAGAUGGAACAAGUGAAUUCAGCAUCGCAAUCCAGUCAGUGGAUGACAAACAAAGGGAAAAGCUAAAGCUUCUGAUUAAGGAUAAACAACGAAGAACCAGCUCACAAUACCUAAGUGUUCUUGCUUACACCUUACACGCCUGGCAAAGAAACAAGUUACUUUCAGAUAGAAAGGUUUUAAAGACGUUGAAGAAACUCUUGCCAGAUCUGUUUAUGAAACAAUUUCGAAAGUUCAAAAAGAAUUCCUCUGACGAGCAUUUGGUUUAUAUCAUCAAGUACUUGAUAAAAUGGUUCCGGAAGAAUUUCAAGCACGACUCAAAUGGGCUAAGAGUGCUUGGGUACUUGCCAAGAAAUGCCAAACGAGAUGAUUACUUCCCGAAUAAUUCAAAACCAAUAUCUACUGUAAAGGACUUGCUUCUGGUGAUAAAAAAGUUUCAGCAUAACCGGGACGUGGGGGCGCAAAUCUUUACAUCGUUGCUCAGGAGUUUGGGAUUUGAAGCCAGGCUUGUCUUUUCGUUGCCUGUCUUGAGUACUAAGAAACUGGCCAAGCUCCAACCAAAGUUGAAUAAGAGCAUACUUGGUGCUAAUAAAGAUAAUGAUUUGCUUUAUCCGUAUUUUUGGACCGAGUUGGUUAACCCCAUUGAUCCGUCAGAAAUAUUUGUCAUUGAAACACAAUGCUUCUUGGAAGAAGAGAAGCAAUUGAAGAGAUUGAAAAGAUUUCUGCCUAAGAGAUCCUCCACUGGUGCCUUUUUUCCGGUUCAGAACCAAUUAUGCCAGAUGUCUAUGCAUUACGUUCUUAGUUUUUCCAAUGCAAACCUUAUUAUUGAAGUUAGUUCUAGGUACAUGAGAGAUAUUUCAUACAGAUGGUUCAACAGGCUCGAUUUGAGAACUGAAUCUGGCCGAGCUGCCUUAUUACUUCACUCGGUUAUUCGAAUUUUAAACUCUGACAAACAGUAUACGGUGGAGGCCAAUAGGGAAUUGGACAAUCUACGAGCUAUUGCCAUGCGUAAUUACACUAUCCCAAAAACGCUUUCGGCAAUGAAGAAAAGUCCCAAUUUCACAACACAGUCCACAUUACGAUACAAUGAAAUUAUUGACUCUAGUGCCGUACCAAUUGCGAACAAAUUGAAUGGCGAGCAUUGCCGUGUAUACUUUAAAAACUGCCUCAUUGUUGGGAAAUCCGAACAGCAAUGGAAAUUUUGUGGAAGGUCGAUAAAACCAGAUGAAAUUGACAAGCCGAUAAAAACAGUCAAGGCUAAUCCAAGAACUAUACAUCGGAAGAGGAUAUUUAAUUUGAAUCACUUGAGUGACCCCGAGUUGAAUACCCUAGCGUUGUACUCGUUUUCCCAAACUUGUCCAUAUAUCAAACCAAAGGUUGAGAAUGGCGUCUUGCCAAGAAACAAGUACGGCAAUAUUGAGAUUUUUAGACCCAACAUGGUUCCUGGUGAUUGUUUGUGGCUUAAAAUAUCGGGGGUGGAAGUGGCGCUUCUGAAAAGCAGAGUCAAUUACGUACCUGUAGUUGUCGGAUUUUCGUUCAAGAGCGGCUCGGCAUACCCUUUGAAGAAUGGAGUGAUUGUUUUGAAAGAGGAUGAAGUUGCCGCUAAAAAGAUUUGGCUUUCAUACAAGGGUUCAGCAAAAUUUGAAUGA